AUGUCGCAACCUUCUUUGACCGAAUACGAUAUCAUCUUUGCAGGAGGUGGUGCCGCGGGCUGUCUGGCAGCCAGCCGACUUGCCACCGCAGACCCUUCGCUGAAGAUACUGGUCUUAGAGCAAGGCCUCCAUACACGCAACAUCGAUGCGCAUACUCAACCAGCACGCUACUUCAGCCAUUUGGCUCCCACCAGCAAAACCGUGACAUUUAAUGUAGGGAAUCCGAGCAAAGAACUCAACGGUCGAGCCUUGGUGACACCUUCUGGUCGAUGUGUAGGAGGUGGCUCUAGCGUGAACUUCACCAUGUAUACACGUGCCGCAGCGUCUGAUUACGAUGACUGGGAGACGGUCCAUGGGAAUGCCGGUUGGGGUUCCAAGGACCUGAUCCCUCUGCUGAAAAAGACCGAAACUUACGAAGUCAAGACCAAUGAGCCUACUCACGGAUACUCCGGGCCACUGAAAGUUUCAUAUGGAGGGGCAUAUACCAAUGUCGGAAAGCAGUUCUUGGAUGUCGCAUCAGAAUUUGACAAGGAACGGGGUUUCACUGAAGAUAUCAAUGGUCUAUUCUCUUGUAAUGCUUAUGGACGAUGGCAAAAGUGGAUUGAUGGUAAGACAGGAAAGCGAUCGGACGUCCCUCAUCACUUCAUCUACAACCGCAACUUUAGCAACCUUGAAGUCAUCGAUGGUAAACGCGUUAAACGAGUUAUAAUCGAGAACAAUCGUGCUGUAGGUGUAGAGUACACAGACGAUAUUGUCAACCACCCCGAUGGAGACAAGGCCAUUCACUCCGUCCGAGCAUCACGACUGGUGGUUGUUUCGGCCGGAGCAUUUGGGUCGCCGACUAUUCUAGAAAGGUCCGGUAUUGGAGCAAAGAGUGUGUUAGAGCAGAGUGGGGUUAAGGAGAUCGUUGAUCUCCCAGGAGUGGGUGAAAACUAUCAAGACCAUAACGUUGUUUUCGUCCCUUACUUGGCAAGUGACGAUGCGGAAACCCUGGAUGCUUUAUUCCGGGGAGAGAAGGAAGAAGUGGACAAAUGUGUUGCGCAGUGGGCAGGUGAAGGAAAAGGAUUGAUGGCCCAUAAUGGUAUGGAUGCGGGUAUCAAAAUACGGCCGAACGCGGAGGACCUUAAAGAACUGGGUCCCGCAUUUGAACAUCGAUGGAAAACGUACUUCGCGAACGCUCCCGACAAACCGGUGAUUUGGAUCGGCUCGGUCUCAUGUUAUCUCGGCGACCCUUCCGUUGCCUCUGCUCGCAAAUACUACAGCGUCGGCUAUUUCACGCAAUACCCGGUGUCACUUGGAAAUGUACACAUCAAAUCGGGGCAGGAUCCUCAUGCAGCCCCAGACUUCACGCCAGGUUUUUUGAGCGAUCCCGCCGACGUAGCAACCUUACGCUGGGGCUACAAGAAGGCUCGUGAAUUUGCCCGUCGAAUGGGCCUUUAUCGAGGCGAGUUUACUCCUGGAAAUCCAACAUUCCCUACGGGAAGCGAGGCCGUUUGUAAAGACCACCAUGGCCCUGUCGAUGUUUCUGCCCCCGUCAUUGCUUAUACGCCAGAGGAUGAAAAGGCCAUUGAGGCAUAUAACCGAAAUUACGUUCAAACUGCUUGGCAUUCACUUGGGACAUGCUCGAUGAAGCCUCGCGAGCAAGGAGGAGUUGUUGAUCAACGUUUGAAUGUUUAUGGAGUGGAAGGGCUCAAAGUAGCAGAUCUUUCGAUCGCUCCUGGUAAUGUUGCCGCUAACACCUACUCUACCGCUCUGGUAAUCGGCGAGAAAGCUGCCGUUAUCAUUGGCGAAGAUUUGGGUAUCAAGAAUGUCUAGAGUACAGAAGCUCUUCGUUGAUGUGAAAGAUAUGUAACGAUAUUGUUUUUUUUUUUUGGAUAAAUCAAUUUUCUUGUAUUAUCAAUGGUGGUACCAGUGAUAAGCCAAUCCCC
Serpula lacrymans var. lacrymans S7.9 is the source of this 1928-nucleotide messenger RNA. RefSeq lists its product as uncharacterized. The transcript is spliced from 17 exons. Lineage: Eukaryota; Fungi; Basidiomycota; Agaricomycetes; Boletales; Serpulaceae. Gene Ontology annotation, molecular function: oxidoreductase activity, acting on CH-OH group of donors; flavin adenine dinucleotide binding. Bases 1 to 1815 code for a protein of 604 amino acids. The record is from RefSeq and is a predicted model, not a curated record.